Nicrophorus vespilloides is the source of this 1561-nucleotide messenger RNA. RefSeq names its product tubulin alpha-3 chain-like. Lineage: Eukaryota; Metazoa; Arthropoda; Insecta; Coleoptera; Silphidae. Gene Ontology annotation, cellular component: cytoplasm; microtubule. Gene Ontology annotation, biological process: microtubule cytoskeleton organization; mitotic cell cycle. The coding region runs from base 125 to 1477 and encodes 450 amino acids. The transcript has 7 exons. Gene Ontology annotation, molecular function: GTP binding; structural constituent of cytoskeleton. The record is from RefSeq and is a predicted model, not a curated record.
GACCGGGCAUAUAAAGCUCCGAAGUUUCUUCAGACACAGUUCAAAAAUUCACUCAGGUGCCGCAUCGCAGACAUCGCAGUGAUUCAAAUUUGAGAGAAGACAUUAAUCAGCAAACGAAACGAAAAUGAGGGAAUGCAUUUCAGUUCACAUCGGCCAAGCCGGAGUCCAGAUCGGCAAUGCCUGCUGGGAGUUGUACUGCCUUGAGCACGGGAUCCAACCCGAUGGUCAAAUGCCGUCCGAUAAGACCAUCGGGGGUGGAGACGAUAGCUUCAACACUUUCUUCAGCGAAACUGGUGCUGGGAAGCAUGUGCCGAGAGCAGUUUUCGUCGACCUGGAGCCCACGGUCGUCGAUGAAGUCCGAACUGGAACGUACCGUCAGCUUUUCCAUCCAGAACAGUUGAUUACCGGAAAGGAAGAUGCUGCAAACAAUUAUGCCAGAGGACAUUAUACUAUCGGUAAAGAAAUCGUCGAUGUUGUGCUGGAUCGUCUUAGAAAAUUGGCGGAUCAAUGCACUGGACUUCAGGGCUUCUUGGUGUUCCAUUCUUUUGGAGGAGGAACCGGAUCAGGAUUUACUAGUCUACUCAUGGAGAGAUUGAGCGUCGAUUAUGGAAAGAAAUCCAAAUUGGAAUUCUCAAUAUAUCCAGCUCCGCAAGUGUCCACCUCGGUUGUCGAACCGUACAACUCGGUGUUGACAACUCACACGACUCUGGAGCACACGGACUGCUCUUUCAUGGUUGACAAUGAAGCCAUUUACGAUAUCUGCCGCCGCAAUUUGGAUAUCGAGAGACCAAGUUAUACGAACUUGAAUCGUCUUAUCGGUCAAAUCGUUUCUUCGAUUACGGCCUCCUUGCGAUUUGACGGAGCGCUGAACGUCGACCUCACCGAGUUCCAAACUAAUCUUGUACCGUACCCGAGGAUCCAUUUUCCAUUAGCCACUUACGCACCGGUCAUUUCCGCGGAGAAGGCCUACCACGAACAGUUGACUGUGGCUGACAUCACCAACGCCUGUUUCGAGCCGGCCAAUCAACUGGUCAAGUGCGAUCCUCGUCACGGCAAAUACAUGGCUUGCUGCAUGUUGUACAGGGGAGACGUUGUGCCGAAGGAUGUUAACGCGGCCAUCGCCACAAUAAAAACGAAACGCAGCAUACAAUUUGUGGACUGGUGUCCGACAGGCUUCAAGGUGGGCAUCAAUUAUCAACCCCCAACCGUGGUACCCGGAGGUGAUUUGGCUAAGGUGCAAAGGGCGGUUUGCAUGCUGUCCAAUACGACGGCCAUAGCUGAUGCAUGGGCCAGGCUGGAUCAUAAAUUCGACCUUAUGUACGCGAAACGCGCCUUCGUCCAUUGGUAUGUGGGUGAAGGAAUGGAAGAAGGCGAGUUUUCUGAAGCCCGCGAAGACAUGGCUGCUUUGGAAAAGGACUACGAAGAAGUUGCCGUCGACUCUGUGGAUGGCGAGGCCGAGGAGGGUGACGAAUACUAAACGACAUUGCCUUUUUUUUUAUCUACAUAAUGCAUACAUACUAAAUACACUACGAUAAUUUAUUUUACUAUUCAUACAUAUAUA